Pseudomassariella vexata is the source of this 1138-nucleotide messenger RNA. RefSeq names its product class I glutamine amidotransferase-like protein. Lineage: Eukaryota; Fungi; Ascomycota; Sordariomycetes; Amphisphaeriales; Pseudomassariaceae. The transcript is spliced from 6 exons. Bases 95 to 967 code for a protein of 290 amino acids. The record is from RefSeq and is a predicted model, not a curated record.
UCGGCCUCUAAUUGUGCAUCUCGAAUCCUAUUGACCACCUGUAUUGUUGGUUUCAUACGUUGAUCCACCUCUUCGUCAACCCUUCAUUACGACCAUGGCAAACAAUAAGAGCUCCGCCAUCUCUGAUGAGCCCAUUGAGGUUCUCGUUGCUCUCCACGACAAGUUUGACCUCCUCGAUUUUGCUGGCCCGACGGAGGUUCUCUACCUUGCCCAGCACGACAAGGAUGACGAAUCAACUAAGGCCUUCGAGGUCACCAUUUGCGCUGCUGAGCCCAAGACCAUGUCGGACUCCGGUGUCAUGAUCGGGAGUCAAAUCACAUACAAGGAAGCUUACGAGAGACUCAACGACUUCGAUGUUCUCAUCAUCUUGGGAGGCAACAGCGAGGCCAUUCUGAAGCAAAAGGCCGAGCCCCUUCCCCUCAUCAAAGCCUACUCUGAGCUCCAGCAGAAGGAUUCCAGCCGUGAACGCACGCUGCUUUCAGUAUGCACCGGCGCAAUCUUUCUCGCUGAGCAGGGCAUCCUCUCGGGCCUGGUCGCCACUACCCACCCAGACAAAAUGACAGCCUUUGAGAACAUUUGCAGCCAUUCUGCUGUUCGUGACGCACAGGAGAGAACUGACGUCGACGAAGAGGCCCGUUAUGUCGUGAACAACCUCCGCUUCGAGAUUGGUGAUGAGGAUGAGAAUCCCUACAUUCGCCGCAAGUCCGAUGCUGGCAGACGUCCCUCCAAUGCUCGAAAGGGAAGCAUCUCAUUCAAGGGCAUGUCACGUCGUGAGUCCAUUGCCCGUCGUGCCGCGAUGAGAUUAGGUGGACUACGUGUUAUCACGAGUGGGGGAUCAAGUGCUGGCAUUGAUGCAACCUUGUAUCUUGUCAGCAUUCUGGUGGAUGAGGAAAGUGCGAACGAAGUAGCUAGACAGAUGUCGCACAACUGGACUAAGGGUGUGGUCGUCGAUGGCCUCGACGUGUAAGCUAUAGGUCGAAGGAGGCAUAUGGCACUAGGAUCUGAUCUUGCAGCCUUGACCGUCUUGUAGCUCUACAAUUUCUAUCAAAACAUGUCUGUCACCAAUGCUUUUGCGUUGAGAAGGAUUCACGUUCAUUUCACAUUUACAUACCCAUUCUAUAAGAGAAGACCAAUCUUA